CAACCUUGACAUUUUUAUUUGACUUUUUUUGCUUAUUAUAUUAAACUCUUCCACUAUAAAUACCAACUACCAACGAUAGGUAUUCUCCAUUCAUAUCCUUCAAAGCCAUUUUCGACAACACCCCUUUCUUCUUUCUAUCACUCUCAAUCACGGAUUCUAUAGUUUGAGGUUCAGAUAUAGAUAGCUAAAUCAGUACAGAGAGGUAAAAAAUGGUAACCCUUCAAGCUUCAAGCGUGGUUUAUAUGAAGGUCAGUAGCACUGGCUCAUCCCAAACACGACGCCGUUUGGGAGAAUCCCUUGCUCCAAGAGCCAUUCUUCACCUACCAAAAGUCCAGAACUCGGCCGCGAGUACUACAACUAGUCCCACUAAUCCAUUACUUUCUCUUCCAAAGCUUCCAUACUCUUUGGGUUUUCCUGAUCAUCGUCAUCAGGACAUGGAUAUGAAGAGAUCCAAUCUUAAUUCGUCGGCCGUACAAAUAGAGAAGAUGUAUGCGAUCUUGGAGGCUGUUUCAGACAGAGUGGAAAUGCACAAGAACAUCGGAGCUCAGCGUGACAACUGGAACAAUCUCCUUCUGUCAUCGGUUAAUUCGAUCACUCUCGCAGCUGCAACCAUGGCGGGAGUCUCAGUACUAUCACCCUCCAUAGCCCUGAAGCUCUCUUCCACGAUUCUCUAUUUGGCAGCCACUGGAAUAUUGGUGAUCAUGAACAAGAUCCAACCGUCACAACUCGCUGAAGAACAAAGAAACGCCACUAGAUUAUUCAAGCAACUACAAACUGAGAUCCAGACCAAACUCUCCAUCGGAAACCCUACAGCUUUGGACGUAAACGAAGCCAUGGAGAAAGUUUUGGCGUUAGAUAAAGCAUACCAACUUCCGCUUUUGGGCGCCAUGAUUGAGAAAUUCCCCGAGACUGUAGAGUCUGCUGUUUGGUGGCCGAGAAAAGUAGGACAGCAAAAGCAAACAUCACAAGUUGGAUACAAUAAUAAUGGUUGGAGUAAAAAGUUGGAAGAGGAAAUGAGAGAGGUUUCUAAGGUUAUAGAAAGAAAAGACGUGGCUGAAUACUUGAGGCUUAGUGAAAAGGCCUUGAAACUCAAUAAAAUCCUUGCGAUUUCUGGACCGGUGUUGACUGGUUUAGCAGCUGCAGCGACUGCUGUUUCCGGUGGUAUUGGCAAUACUCAUGGGGUAGGAGCGGCGGCCACGGUGGUUGGAGUGGUGGCGGGAGCUUUGGCGAGCGUUGUGAACACAUUGGAACACGGUGGUCAGGUAGGGAUGGUGUUUGAAAUGUAUAGGAGUAAUGCGGGUUUCUUCAGGCUCAUGGAGGAGACAAUUGAAUCUAACUUGAGAGAAGCAGAUGUGGAUAGAAGAGAGAACGGUGAAGUGUUUCAAACCAAGGUGGCUUUGCAGCUUGGUCGGAGCUUGUCUGAGCUCAAAAAUCUUUCUUCUUCUACUUCCAGAUAUGUUAAUCAUAAUGGCUCAGAUUCUGAAGAGUUUGCAAGCAAGCUUUUCUGAUCAUAUACAUAUAUACAUACCUACAUAAAGUCUAGUCAUGUAAUUAUAAUUAUUCUUUGAUUUGUAUCAACUUGUACAAAUAUAUAUACAACACAAAUAUUUGUUAAUGGAAUUGUGAUUAUUUAGUAU
This is a messenger RNA of Humulus lupulus (European hop), 1637 nucleotides long. Its product is annotated as probable F-box protein At4g22030. The coding region runs from base 210 to 1508 and encodes 432 amino acids. The transcript has a single exon. Lineage: Eukaryota; Viridiplantae; Streptophyta; Magnoliopsida; Rosales; Cannabaceae. The record is from RefSeq and is a predicted model, not a curated record.